GCACAUGUCCAACUACAGCGUCAUAACAGGAGGGACCCUUUUCAAAGGCAGAUGUCGACAUGUCUGCAGUCUGGGUGAAGAUCUGUGCCAUUCUUUGUCUGUGCUAUUCAGCAGAGACGAAAGAAGUGGUUUGGAGAGAAGUUGGAGAAUCCGUCACAAUCCGGUGUAGAUCCAGGACAAUGAAGGAUCGAUCUCUGCAUUUUAAAAGGGGUCUCUGGGAGGAUAUGGAAAUUGCUCAAAUAACUAACAAAAAAAAAUUGACCAGAACACAGAAAGACAGACUGAAAAUUUCUGAAACAAAAUUAGAUGUUGUUAAAACUAUGACUGACAGAGUUCAGCAUAAUGGAACAUACCCAGACAUAGAUUUUCUUCUUAAAAACCUGAGUGUCAAUGACACAGGAGCAUACUGGUGUUUGUAUUUGAAAGACACAUCAAGCAACAGAGAAAUGAUAAAAGGUGAGGGAUCCGUGAUCGUUGUGGUAAAAGAAAACAGUUGUGCCAGAGCAAAAGCGGUGCAGGGCUCUGCUGAAGCGGUGCAGGGCUCUGUCGAAGCGGUGCAGGGCUCUGUUGAAGCGGUGCAGGGCAUGUUCAUGGAUGAACCAACCAUGAACAUGCCCUUGGUGUAUGCUGUCCCUGUUGCAGUCGUCUUCCUUGGCAUCAUAUUGAUCUUCAUCAUUUGGAUCAAGCGCAGGACCAAGUCCUCAGACAUCACAGUUGAGCAGACAUGUGUCUAUGAGGAGACCGCCCGUUCUUGUGUGGAUGAAGAGCAAGUUGAGGCUGAAGCUGAGGAUGAGACUGAGAGGGUGCAGAUUGCAAACCCUACUGAAUCACUCAACACCCUGGACCACAGCGUCAAAAGUGAUGCGUGUUAAACUACAUCGCUUGUCAGACCACUCAGUUUUCUAAACCAAGUUUUUGCAUGUGUGCAAAAGUGUAAGCUGAUGCCGCACUUGAACAAAUUGUUGUGUACAGUUAAAGAUGAGGGGGGUAAAAAAUCAUUAACAUGACUAGCAUUUACACCUGCAUUGUUUUGUCUUUGUAUGUUCCUUCUUUUUUUUACCAUUUUAUUCUCAGUUUUAAUAAGAUUUUACUUGAGUAGAUGUGUACAAUUAUAAUUUUAGAUAAGAUAUUACAAACUAUUAAUGCAGAAAAAAAAAAGAUUUGAAGAAAUCAAUAUCAAGAAUGUUUAUAUCAAUCAGGAAGGAAAAAAUGAAGGAGGAAACAAUAAGUAAGGACUUUCGAGAAAAAUAAAGCAAAUGAUUUUGUAUUUUUCUUUCAUGUUGUGUCCCUUGGUCAAAGUCACACACUGUAACUCAUGAAUAAAGAAUACAUGUAAAGCAUAAA
Xiphophorus hellerii (green swordtail) is the source of this 1344-nucleotide messenger RNA. RefSeq lists its product as uncharacterized. Lineage: Eukaryota; Metazoa; Chordata; Actinopteri; Cyprinodontiformes; Poeciliidae. The transcript is spliced from 4 exons. Gene Ontology annotation, biological process: adaptive immune response. The record is from RefSeq and is a predicted model, not a curated record. Bases 60 to 872 code for a protein of 270 amino acids. Gene Ontology annotation, cellular component: membrane. Gene Ontology annotation, molecular function: signaling receptor activity.